Molecule: messenger RNA, 9447 nt
Organism: Pangasianodon hypophthalmus (striped catfish)
Lineage: Eukaryota; Metazoa; Chordata; Actinopteri; Siluriformes; Pangasiidae
Exons: 4
Coding region: 7047-7646 (199 amino acids)
Biological process (GO): immune response
Cellular component (GO): membrane
Molecular function (GO): tumor necrosis factor receptor binding
Source: RefSeq, a predicted model, not a curated record
AUUUAAUGUUGUGCAUUGUCUAGUUAGUUAGUUCCUGUUUUCACUUACAUUAUAGCUGUGAUAAGCUUUUAAUAAGACGAAACAAACACAGCUUUCCAUAUUUCAGAUUUGAGAAUUAUCCUCGCUGUGGUAUAAUGAAAAUGAAUACUUUUUAACUUGUUUUAUUCAGAGACUGCUAAUGCAGUAAAUAAAGUUAGUUAAGGGAAUGUUAAUGUAAAGCGUUAUGUACAUGUGAAACAUUUUAUAUUUCAAGAGUAGCAUUAAACUACUGGAGGAGUGUUUAAUUAAGCAGUUGCUUCAGUAUCUUCCAUGAAUCACUGUGCCGUGGAACAGGCAAGAGCAUGAAUACUUCCUGAGCUGAGCGCAGUAAUUUCCCAGCCAGAAUCUCAGCCCCGGCAUGUGAGAUCAAAUAUCUUGGAUUCCAGAUUCCAGUCUAACUAAUGUUCUAACUAGCACUGUGGUCAGUGCAUUCCUGUAUGAGGUGUCUGUUUCUUAAAGGAAAAGUCCACCCUGAAUGACUUGCGCACUAAAUUUUAUAACUACCAAGAUUUAUAACGGAAGCUGCCUUUUUAGUUUAAACGUCAUUCAUCGACAUGCUGAUCUAUUUGCACUUUGUUUAACAGCUUCUUACAUUACCCACAAUGCCAUUGGCUACUGCACAAUCAACUACUUGCUGAUUGUAGCACCAUUGGGAUUUUGCCCUUGCAUCAUCUCUACUUAAAAGUAGUUCAGCGGUGCUUUAAGGCUUUAGUCUGUCCAGCUAUCUCACCUCCUCAUCUAUAUACUCCGCUCAAACAGACCAGCUUUCAAAUCUUCAACAUUCAUGCUAACAAACAACAUCAUUGCCAUCACUCUAAUCAUCUCAUAGAGUGCUAACUAGCCAAGCAGAGUAUCUCGGGUAAUGCUGGUGCAUUGUAUAGCUGCAUUUUAUUCUGGAGCUUUGAGUCCAAUGUUUACAGUGUGUACUCAUUCUCCAUUGGACUUCUUAUUAAUGUGACACUGAACAUCACUGGGAAAUGGUGAGUGUGGGGAAAAAAAGCUCUUGCUCUUUUGUUUUUAGGAGCCAACAGCAAAACCUGACUGUUAUCCCUUAUGUUUGAUAUCAUUUAAGUUUCGUUCCUAUUAAAAACCCUUGUAACUGCAUUAGCAAUAUUCUCCUGUGACGUCAGAGCAACAUACAACCAAGAUCUUCUCACAGAAAUAAUGAAAGUACUGCACCAACCGAUGAAGCAGCACCAGAAUCGCUAGCACAUCACAAAUAUUUCACUGUAAACAAUAAAUCUGUGUUUCAGGGUGGAGUUCUCAUUUAAGAUCACUGGGGUAAAAUGGGUGACCUUUGAAUUGAGAAAUUAAGACCUCGUAUUUAAAGUGUGGGUUAGUAAACCAAGCCACAUUUUAGCAGUGUGUUGGUGUCCCAGAAGAGCUCUAUAUGACUAAUAUCAAUUGUUGUUGUUUUACAGUUAAAGUUUAAUGUAACUUGCUCUAAUUACCUGUCUCAUGUGUCAGAGAAUGAGAAUGCUGACACUCUCUGAUAUUAAUCUCUCAUACCCUGCCCCAGUUUGUACUAGUUUUCCAUUUCGAUAAUGGAGAGCACCGAGUGGAAACUGAGCAGAGUCUUUCCUGUCUCUCUCAGCUUCUUGUGAAACCCUGCUACUGUGACACAUAGGAAGAUUUUUGAUGUUGUCUGUGAAUGGAUUCUGCAUCCCAAAGGGACUGUGUGGUGCUGGGGGUUGGUUCAAGACUAACCAAAUUAGUCACCUCAUCCAAGCAUUGGUUAUCUUAAAUGUGAUAAUUUCCCAUAAAUGAAUCUUGAAUCACUGAUAUUGUCCUGAGAAGUAAAGUGUUGUUCCAUAAAGUCCCAUGAAACUAUACGUACAAGACGCACAAGACUUACUAUUGGCUACCUCUGAUGUAGAUUUACAUUCAACAUACAACAUGCCUAAAAGGGUCGUACUCGGCAUAAAAGUAUAUAACAGGAAAUACAUAUAGUAAGCUGAUGAGUUGCAGUUAAAAUGAAAUGUAGAUAUUAUAGAGUUGAAUUCAUAGUGUACCGAUCUAAUGUGUCCAUGUAAUCAUGUUUUCAGAUCCACCAUGGAUGGCUGAGCGGUGAAUUCCCUUUGAUUAGUCUUUACCCAGAGACAAGACCUAGUCUGGGUAGCUCCGGGGCCUUCACAGUUUUUAAUGUUUGUUUACAUGUUUUAAAGUGGAAGCUGACCGUGCUAGUCAGCGGAAUGCUAGAGUGGAAAUUGCAGCUUGUUUGACAUCAACAAGGCUUCUGAAGGAUCAUUCUGAAGAAUGAUCAUUCAGUGGCUUCCGACUUGACUGGAACUGCUGGGUAGCAGUUUUCCUCUGAGAAGAUAUUGGAAAUAGCCCCAACUUGGAAAUAAGACGUUUGUUGUGUAAAUAGAUUUGAGUAAUAAACAUGAGUCAUAUUAAAAAUAUGACAGGAAAUCAAACAUUUGCGGCUGAAUGAGAGGUGAUCAGAGCCUUAACACAGACAUGGCAGAAGCUAGUGCAGGCGUGUGUUCAACACCCACACUUAAGCAUAUGCUGCCUUUUGUUCAAGUAAUCAGAGAUUUGAUUUUGGAUUACCUUGUAGUCAGUGAUGUUGGAGGAAAAACCGAGAACAGUGGUCCCUAGACCAACAUGUACUUUCUAAUCCAGCUCUCAAUCUAAGGCCAGUUAAGGUUGAGAGGCAAUGUUCUUUCAGAUCUUUCGAUACCCAGUUGGCUGAGUUGGAGCUGUCAUGAUCACAAUCUGCCCACUACUGUCUACUGCUAUGACACAACUGCUUUUGAUCAGGAAGGAUUCUGUGUCAUAGCUAGCCUUUCCUUGAAGCACUGCGGUUUGUUCUCACUGAGGUUGAUGGUUAUUGUCGUGUUCCAUUUGUAUAUGUUACAGUUCUACUAGAUAAUGUUAUUUACUUUUUUCAAAGAUCACAUCACAGAUAAACUGUGCAGCAUGGCUGGCCUUUCAGUUUGUUGAGAUAGCAAUCCCUGCCACUGGCAAAUAGGUCUUGGUUUCUCAUUUCUUCCUGAGCUGUAGAAAUGUCAAAUGCUCCAUGAGGUUUCUUAGUCAGAGUCAAAAUGUUCAUCAUAAAACUUUGAAGUCAUAUCGUAUUUUUCAUUCUCAGCACAUCAAAAACCACAACAUUAUAUAAUAUACUUCUAUACUGACAUGAAAUACAAGCAGGAACUGCUUUGGGUAUUUGUCUACGUGAUUAUUUUGUAUUUUUUUCACUAGUGAAUAAUGUAAAUUUCCAAAAAUUGGUGUACAGUAAACAGCCUGCAUGUCCUUUUUGGUAUCACAAUGUACCCCAUAUGAUAUUCACCUUUACUCCAAUUUUAGAAGUGCUAAAAUUAAUUUCAAUUCAUUUUUGAAUGAGUACUAAUAUUAGCUCCUUAAGUAAAGAAACCGUAAGCAAGCAUUGCAGAUACAUGAGCAAAUGGCUGUUAAUUAUAAUCAUGUUAUUUAUACAUUAUGCAUAGUCUAUACAGUGGUUCUUCUGUUACAGCCAGGGGGUCUGUGAUUUUAAGAUUUUUUUCAUAAUGAUGUGACAGUGAAGAUGAUGAUCAACUACUGUUGUUAUAGUUAUUAUUUAAAUGUAAUAACUUACGUUAAAUGUAACCUAUACACUUGCUCAUUCACACAGUUAUCCAUUAAGCCAAUCAUAUGGCAGCAGUACAAUGCGUAAAAUCAUGCACAUACAGGUCAAGAGCUUCAGUUGAACAUCAGAAUGGGGGGAAAUGUGACCUCAGUGGCUUUGACCAUGGCAUGUGUGUUUGUGCCAGAAGGGUUGAUUUAAAUAUUUCAGAAACUGCUGAUCUCCUGGAAUUUUUUUUUUACACAAAACAGAAAGGCCAGACACAGCACUUGGAGUUCAGUUUCUGUCUCAUGACACCAGAUAAUCUUUCCUCAUGCUUUAAGCACCUUCCCUAUGCCUUUUACUCAGGUGUGUCUUCUGUCUAGCCACUUUACCAUAAAGGCCUGAUUGAUGGAGUAUAUCUGAGAUAGCCCAUCUCUGCUGAGAGCUUAUGAAGCUAUGUUAGAGUGGCCAUUGGAUUCUUGAUCACCUCUCUCACCAAGGCCCUUCUAGCCCAGUUAAUGAGUAUGGCCGAGAUGACCAACUUUAUGAAGACUCUUGGUGGUUCCAAACUCCUUUUCACAACAAUGGAGCCCACGGUGCUGCUAGCAACGAUUGAAAGAUUAAAAAAGGUUUUAUACCCUUACCCAGAUCUAUGUCUCAACACAAUGAGAUUGUGGAGGUUUAAGAAGGUUCAUUGGACUUCAUGGCUUGGUUUUUCGAUCUGACAUGCACUGUGAACUGUGGGAGCUAAUACACACAAGAUUAUGCCUUUUUAGAUCAUGUCCAGUCAAAUGAAUUUGCUACAGGUGGACUCCAGUCAUGUUCUACAGAUGUUUCAGGAUAAUCAAGGCAAACAGGAUGCACAUGAGCUUAAUUUAUAGUGCCUUAGCCAAGGAUCCGAAUACUUCUGUAAAUAAAAGAAAGUUCCAUUUCUGAUUUUGAAUACAUUUGCAAAAAUGUAUUUUUUUAAAUAGCAAAAAAAAUUUCAUUAUGGAUUAUUUUGUGUAGGUUCAUCGCCAAAACAAGUCCCUUUAAUUCAUUUUAAAUUAAAUCUAUAAUACAAUAAAGUGUGCAAAAGGUGAAGAGGUCUGAAUGCUUUCCAUACCAAAUGUUCUACAUUCAUGCAGUUAUCUAAUCAGCCAAUCAUGUGGCAGCAACUCAAUGGAUAAAAUCAUGCAGAUACAGAUCAAGAGCUUCAGUUAAUGUUCACAUCAAACAUCAGAAUGGGGGAAAAUGUGACCUCAGUGGCUUUGACCGUGGUAUGUGUGUUUGUGCCAGAAGGGUUGAUUUAAAUAUUUCAGAAACUGCUGAUCUCCUGGAAUUUUUUUUUACACAAAACAGAAAGGCCAGACACAGCACUUGGAGUUCAGUUUCUGUCUCAUGACACCAGAGAAUCUUUCCUCAUGCUUUAAGCACCUUCCCUAUGCCUUUUACUCAGGUGUGUCUUCUGUCUAGCCACUUUACCAUAAAGGCCUGAUUGAUGGAGUAUAUCUGAGAUAGCCCAUCUCUGCUGAGAGCUUAUGAAGCUAUGUUAGAGUGGCCAUUGGAUUCUUGAGCACCUCUCUCACCAAGGCCCUUCUAGCCCAGUUAAUGAGUAUGGCCGAGAUGACCAACUUUAUGAAGACUCUUGGUGGUUCCAAACUCUUUUUCACAACAAUGGAGCCCACGGUGCUGCUAGCAACAUUUGAAAGAUUAAAAAAGGUUUUAUACCCUUACCCAGAUCUAUGUCUCAACACAAUGAGAUUGUGGAGGUUUAAGAAGGUUCAUUGGACUUCAUGGCUUGGUUUUUCGAUCUGACAUGCACUGUGAACUGUGGGAGCUAAUACACACAAGAUUAUGCCUUUUUAGAUCAUGUCCAGUCAAAUGAAUUUGCUACAGGUGGACUCCAGUCAUGUUCUACAGAUGUUCCAGGAUAAUCAAGGCAAACAGGAUGCACAUGAGCUUAAUUUAUAGUGCCUUAGCCAAGGAUCCGAAUACUUCUGUAAAUAAAAGAGAGUUCCGUUUCUGAUUUUGAAUACAUUUGCAAAAAUGUAUUUUUUUAAAUAGCAAAAAAAAUUUCAUUAUGGAUUAUUUUGUGUAGGUUCAUCGCCAAAAAGGUCCCUUUAAUUCAUUUUAAAUUAAAUCUAUAAUACAAUAAAGUGUGCAAAAGGUGAAGAGGUCUGAAUGCUUUCCAUACCAAAUGUUCUACAUUCAUGCAGUUAUCUAAUCAGCCAAUCAUGCGGCAGCAACUCAAUGGAUAAAAUCAUGCAGAUACAGAUCAAGAGCUUCAGUUAAACAUCAGAAUGGGGAAAAUAUGACUUCAGUGGCUUUGACCAUGGCGUGUGUGUUUUUGCUAGAAGGGUUUGUCUGAGUAUUUCAGAAACUGCUGAUCUCCUGGAAUUUUCACACACAACAAUCCCUAGAUUUUACCUAGAAUGGUGCGAAAAACAAAACUCAAUAUAGUAACUCAAAUAAUAAUUGAAAUCAAAUCGAAUAACCUGUAUCUGCAUGAUUUUAUGGGUUCUGCUGCUGCCACGUGAUUGGCUGAUUUGAUAACUGCAUGAAUGGUGCAGGUGUACAGGUGUCUCUAAUAAAGUUGAUGGUGAGUGUAUAUGUACAUAAAUAAAUUCUACAUAUAUCUGUAUGUUCAAUUAUAAUCUAAAACUAAAUAACUAAUAAGCAUUAAUAAUGUCAAGUUGAUCCUGCCUGUGAUUUUAAAGAAACUAGAAAAAGUGCUGCCAGUAUGAUGCUAAAAAAUUUGUAAUCUUUUAACAGGUGUGGGUCUGUGGUUGGAAAGUUCAGAGAUAAAAAAGCACUAAUGUUUUCACUAAAUAAUAAAUUAUUUCACUAAAUAAUUUGCAUUUUGUGCAUUAAGACAGCAGUGCAUUGGGUUGCUUUUUGGUUCCCAUUCCGUGUGUGUGCACUUUCACAUGGGUUUACUCUGAGUUCUCUGGUUUUCUCCCACAUGCCAGUAGUUGAGGGAACUCUACAUUGCCCCGAUUGUGUGUUACUGAAAAUAAAUGAAUGAACGAAUGAAUGAGUAUUCCCAUAAAAGAAAUAUGUACUGUGAUCUUUUUUUUAUACGCAGAAAGUCUGAGAUCUCCUGAUAUAAUGUACUUCAUACACUCAUGUCGCUUCUUUGCGCGUAUGCUGAGCUCUUGAAUUUGUUCAGCAAGGUUCAGCUAUAUGCAGUUACAACAGCACUUGUUUUGUGGGAUGCACAUGUCUCAUGCUGUCAAGCUGAAACCUCAGAUCGCUAGUUCUUUUCCCACUAUGAGUGGAGGCGCCUGUGGGGUAGUGUGCGUUCGGUGUGUCAUAAGUGCCACCCCCGCACAUCUUAAGUCUGAGCCACAGAGAGGGAGAGUGGAGGGGAGUGAAAGGCCGCUUGGAUGCGUGGGAGAUCCCCUUUACUUUGUAUUUGAUCAGAUGUAGACGCACGCUGCGCUUCCAGUCUGUGUUGCGGCUGCGGAGGGGAGAGAGGAUGGCGCACGCGGCCAGAGCGCAUCUUACCUGGAUGUCUGCAGUGAUCAUGGUAGCUGUUACAGCCUCCUGUCUAACCUGGCUCAUCGUGUCCAGGGAGAAACCCAGCGCAAGAAUCAUCAGCGGUACAUUAGUGGCAGAUAUGUUCAGACUUCCAUCUUCCCCAGAACAUUGUCUUUUUAAAGUGAACACCUCUGCAGAAGACAGCCGUCUGGCCUGGGUGAAGGAGUGGAAUACCGACAAUAUCUUCCUGGAUGAAAACAAAACGUGGAUAAGUGUGGCGAAGCCGGGCGUUUAUCUGGUCUACAUACAGCUGACAUACAGUCUCAAAAAGGAUGGAAACAGCUCUAGCGUAGACCUCAUGUUGCGUGUGGAGUUCAGUUAUCCUGAGGGUAAGGAGGAAUUCAGUGGUGCCUUUGACACUCGGCAGCUCACAGAGAAGGAGCAAGACGCCCAUCUCUCAACCUUCCUCCUGCUCCAAAUGAGGGCUGGGAACAGACUCUCCAUAUUGGCAUAUCCGAAGGAUAGGAUGAAGUAUGACGAUGUUCGCCCAUUCUCCAGUUACAUCGCCAUCAUUCGGUACGCCGACUGGUCAGGCUGAGCAGGGAGAAGCUCGCAAUUUACCACAAGUUCGUCCAUAUGCUCUAUUUUUAUGUCAGCUAUUUUCCUUCUUGCUACUUACAAAAUUGAAGUUCUUCUGUGAUGAUGUCCAAAUGAUGACCAAUGGCAUCAGAGGCUUCUACGAAGUAAAAUCGAGAAAUGUUAAACCACAAGAAGAAAUAUGACCACUCAACAAAUUCGGGAUUUUUGCGUAGGGAGGUGCAAUAUUUAUCUCGGUAAUUUGUUCUUUGUUUUGUUUUUUUUCCCCUCCCCCUUUGUUGCAUAAUGUUCCCGACUCAUGAUUUUCUGAGAAGCAUGACACAUUUUCCGCCCAUUAGAGACAAAAGUGAUUUUCACUUUGUUUCGGGUUCGUUAUGACUCAGUUGAGAAAGAGCAUCAUGCCUGUUUCCUCAUUUCUCGGUUUGACGAAAUGAGCACACACAAGUUAAUGUCACUUCCACUAGCUGCUGCAAUUGACGCUUCAUUACGUUUGUUAAACGAGGGAUCAUUUUUUUUGGGAUGGUGUUUCUGUGAAAUCUGUUCUUCCCAUUAUUUUGAAAAUAUAUACAACUGAAUGGCUGAAUGUGAUGUUUUUAAGCAUGUUCUGAGAGGAGUAUCCUGUUAUUUUAAAAAAUUUUUAAUGUGUACCAACAAUCCAGAGAAAUUCUCAGUACCAAAACAAUAAUUUAGCAGUAUGUGAUGACCACCAUUACGUAUUCCUCUUUGUGUUUGUUUGUUUUUUGUUUUUUUUUGUUUUGUUUUUUGUUUUGUUUUGUUUUCCCCACCCUGCGCAGAGCAUCAUCCAUUAAUAACCUCAUUAUUAUAUAAUCUAAACCAAAAAUCAAGCCAUGCAAUUUCCUUAAUGCUUUUAUCAUAAUGUUUUUUUUCUAUGGUUCAGGGAAAAUGUCCAUUUUGCCUUAACACUUAAUAUAAAUGUAGUAUACUUAACACAGUUAAAAUGACUGUGAUGCUCUUCAAGUAGUACCACUGAGACUUCGUUUUCCUGAUCAGUAUUUUUGAUAAAGAUUUAUAAAUAUGAAAGAAAGUGAGGUAUGUAAUACCAUAACACACUAAUUUAACAGCCAUAAAGCUGAAAUCUGUUGCAUUGUGAUAAUCAAUAUUAAGAUAUUUUGGCACCUCAAGUAGUAUAUUUUCUCCAGGUUGUUUGUAAUAGUCUCAGGGUUGAGCUUAACGUUCUUGAUUUUCUAAUUUCCUGAACUAAUGUUUUAUCUAUCUGAAAGUCAUCUUUACAAGAAUAGUUACAUGACACACAAAACCAGUUUCCUUGGUUUGCGUUUGUUUUGAGUCAGCUGAAAAAAAGCAUUUCAACUCUUUAAGGUCAGAUACAUUUGGGGCUGCUGAUCAGAAUUCUAAGGACAUUUUCUAAAUCAUUAUACUAUGUUUUUUGUUUGUUUCUUGUCCAAGUGGCCUUGGAUGUGAGACGUAAGAAAGGCCCUACAUAAAUUAAACAUUAUUAUUAUUAUUAUUAUUAUUAUUAUUAUUAUUAUUAUUAUUAUUAUUAUUAUUGUUAUUAUUAUUAUUAUUGUUAUUAUUAUUAUUAUUAUUAUUAUUUUAAAUCCUCAGUAUUGACAUUUGAAAACAUUUGCAACUACUCUUCAGACAUAUUUGAUUGUAUAUGACAAGUAUUUUUAUUGUUAGCCUGAACGAUACACUCAUAUUGAAAUAUUGAAAUGGACUACUGCCUUUGUUCUCAAAUAGCUCAGUAAUAUUGUAUUUAUCUACUGCAUUUUCGUAUAAUUGUAAUUAUUUGUUAUUUAAAGCGAUAAAUUCAUUUAUAAUUG